AUGAGUAUAUUAUUAAACGAAGUGCGUGUGACGCGUGUGGUGUGUUCUUGUCCCACUGUCCCAGUCCCACACGGCCGUCGGCCACACGUAGAGAUAUCGUCCAAUUCGGCAUUCGUCGACUGUCGGCGGCGCACGGUGACGAUGAUGACGACGGCCUUGCGCCUCCGCCAUGUUGCCCCUCCGCACAAUCGCGCGUGCGCAGGACAAUCGAGAACUCAAACACCACAAACUAAUAAUUUAUCACCGGUCUCAUUGUUUAAUCAAACAACUGCAAACUCUUCUCCUUCUAACACAAGUACUCUUCCAUUACAGAAAAAAAAUGAUGGCAUAAGAAAAAUUCAAAAUGAUAUAAAAUCAAGAGGACCACCUCCACAACCACCACCACUCAAUCAAAAACCAACUAUUCCUUCGAGUACUUCUGAACCUGUUUCAAUUAUACCUCCCGGUGUUGGUCACAACCUGACAGGCAGUGUCCCUAGUCUUGUGUCUGAUAAUGUGGCAGGCAGAGGUCCUCCUCCAGGUGGAUACGGAAAACCAAAUGUAGCCCCAAAACCUCCAUCCAUCAGGCCAGCCGUGCCUACAAAGAAGUCAACUUUGACAGUUAGUUCAACAAAUUUAGUAGCUGCAGCUGAUGGGCGAAAUCUUGUUUCUAGAGCACAAAGUAUGAGGAUACCAAAAACACCUCCAGUUGCUCCAAAUAGUCAACCACCUCAAUUCAAUAACAUGACCAUCAGUAGUAAAAAUCAAUUACCUUCUUUCCAUCAAUCACAAGACAGUAUUUUGAGGAGUUCUCCAAACCCUCCACCAAAUGGCCAGUGGGGAUCACGGACGUUACGACCCAUUAAACAUCCAAAUACUAGGCCACCACCUCCACCCAUCAAGGCGCCUUUGAAUCCACCUGUGUGUGCUCCUCCGCCACCACCACCACCACAUCGGAGUGGGCCUCCUCCACCACCACCAAAUGUACCCCCUCAUAAAAGCUACCAAAAUAACAAUGUAAUUAAUGGAGCUCCCCCAACACCUCCAACACGUCAUUCUUCUAUGCGAAAUGGACCGACUUCUGUUUUAAGCAUGUCUCUUUUGGAGGAAAUGGAAAUGAAAUUUUCUACCAUGUUCAAGCCAAUGGUUAGGAUUCCAUCGCCUCCAAUUUUCCAAAGAGUUGAUAAAAUUUAUAAUAGCAGACUAGUCGUUGCAAAACACCAAGCUCCUAAGCCACCAGGCUAUUGA
Messenger RNA from Macrosiphum euphorbiae (potato aphid), 1227 nucleotides. The record is from the annotation of a GenBank genome assembly. NCBI's taxonomy places the organism in Eukaryota, Metazoa, Arthropoda, Insecta, Hemiptera, Aphididae.